AUGUCGACAAAGCCAACAGAUACCAAGGUUUUAAUUAUCGGCGCUGGACUCGGAGGCCUUACCCUUGCUGCCAUCUGCCGUCGUGCCAAUAUCCCAUACAUCGUCCUUGAGCGAACAGAGAAACUCUCUCCAGCUGGCGCUGGAAUCUCCUUGGCUCCAAAUGCUCUUCGUGUGCUCGAUCAAUUAGGUGUGUACUCGAGAGUUAAGGAAAAUGGACAACGCCUCAAUACUAUGCUCGUACACUAUGAGAAAGACCAAUGGAGGAGCUUAGAUUUCACAGGGCUGGAGUCAAAGUUCGGGUAUCCAGUUUACUCUAUUGAGCGACACUCGUUCCAUGAGUAUUUGUACGAUGCCGCUGGAGGCCCUGAGAACGUUCGACUUGGAUCAAAAGUCGUGGAUGUUGUUGAUGAAUACGGCAGCCCUUCUGUUGUAGUCAAGGUUGCAGAUGGAGCAACUUAUACUGCCGAUGUGGUUGUUGGUGCGGAUGGCAUCCGCUCAGUAACCCGCCGCAUUCUAGCCCAGAAUGCAGGACUGAAAAGUAUCAACACUAUUCAGUUUACCGGCAGAGUGCACAUGAGUGGAUAUACCAAACCUAUUCCUGGCUUAGGAAAAGAACAUGAGGGAGUUGGAAACUGGAUAUUUUAUGAUGAUGCUAUUCUGACCACAUGGCCCUGUAAAGAUAACAGGCAAUGGUACAUUGGCGUAAAGCGAGUUCCACUUGGUGAGAAAGACCCAGAUCGGUCCGUCUGGGAAGGGACUACAAAAUCUAUGGUAAAUGAUGUUUACGGAAGGAAAUACCAUCCAUUCGGUGGUGAGAGCAAAACUUGCGCAGAAAUUAUUGAUAAUUCUGAGCGAGUUAUUGCAAGUAACGUCUUCGAAGAGCAAGAUUUUCCAAGCAUGACUAGCGGUCGUGUCGCUCUUCUCGGAGAUGCUGCUCAUUCCAUGACCUCUUUCUUCGGCCAAGGAGCUUGUCAAGCCAUUGAAGAUGCCACCGAACUUGGUAACGCACUUUUGGCUCACUACAGUUCUCCUACUCCUUCAGCUUCCACUUUGAGUACCGCAUUCGCAGAAUACUCUGAGAUUCGCGGUAAGCGAGGAAAGGAUCUAGUGAGCUUCUCCAGCAUAUAUGCUGGUAUCCAUGUUGCUCGCUUGCCAUAUGGACUGGGGCCUAUCGCAAGACAGAUCUUGUAUAAAUGGCUUCCAAUCUGGUGCUGGUUUUGGGCAUUGAAUUGGUUGUACGGAUACCAACCUAUGAUCAAGGAGUUCCCUGACUUCAAGGCUCCACUGGUCAAGAUCACCCCAACUGUGACUGAAGAAGUAAAGUCUACUGAGGAUGAGCCUAUUUCAGAUGAGGAGACUGUCGUAGGAGAGAAAAAUCCGUAG
This is a messenger RNA of Glarea lozoyensis ATCC 20868, 1383 nucleotides long. Its product is annotated as FAD/NAD(P)-binding protein. Gene Ontology annotation, molecular function: FAD binding; monooxygenase activity. The transcript has 5 exons. The record is from RefSeq and is a predicted model, not a curated record. NCBI's taxonomy places the organism in Eukaryota, Fungi, Ascomycota, Leotiomycetes, Helotiales, Helotiaceae. The coding region runs from base 1 to 1383 and encodes 460 amino acids.